Arctia plantaginis is the source of this 495-nucleotide messenger RNA. Lineage: Eukaryota; Metazoa; Arthropoda; Insecta; Lepidoptera; Erebidae. The record is from the annotation of a GenBank genome assembly.
AUGUUAAAAAGGUUCUUGGGACACCAGUUAUAUGUACCAGUUGGAAAAAAUAGUGUACGGUUCCUAAGAUCUAAUAGGCCAACGGUGAAAAUCAGUGAAGAAAGAUUUCAAAUUAUGAUAGAUCUCAAAGAAUACACUUUGGAUGAAAUAUCUGUGAAAGCACAUCCCGAGUAUUUGGUUGUUGAAGGUAAGCAGGAGAAAGACACAGAAAGCGGCUUAAUGAUAAGGCAGUUCACUAGGAAAUUCAGGCUACCAAAAGGUUGCAACCCAAAGAAAGUCGAAUCACUAUUUUCUCCUGAUGGGGUUUUGACGAUUGUUGCAUUUCGGGCGGGCAUCGACUUGGACACGUGUGAUAUAGUUGAAGUUCCUAUUAAUAAUGAGAGUCAAUUGAGAGGACGAAAACCAAAGGACACGAAAAUAUACCCACCCUAUUGUGGAACAUAUAAUAAAGUCGUUCCAAAGGAAUCUAAAACAGAGGACAAAACAAAAAAAUAA